Oncorhynchus tshawytscha (Chinook salmon) is the source of this 3297-nucleotide messenger RNA. RefSeq names its product IQ motif and SEC7 domain-containing protein 1-like. Gene Ontology annotation, biological process: regulation of ARF protein signal transduction; actin cytoskeleton organization. The transcript has 13 exons. Lineage: Eukaryota; Metazoa; Chordata; Actinopteri; Salmoniformes; Salmonidae. The record is from RefSeq and is a predicted model, not a curated record. The coding region runs from base 4 to 3297 and encodes 1097 amino acids. Gene Ontology annotation, molecular function: guanyl-nucleotide exchange factor activity; protein binding.
GAGAUGCUGGAGAGGAAGUACGGAGGGUACUUGCUCAGUCGGCAGGCGGCGCGCACCAUCCAGACGGCGUUCCGUCAGUACCGCAUGAACAAGAACUUUGAGCAGCUACGAAGCUCCGCCUCCGAGAGCCGGAUGACUCAACGUAUCAUCCUGUCUGACAUGAGACUGCAGUACUCGUUUGACGAGCGGCAGGGCCAGCCUCAGGGCCAAGGGGUUCAGCAGGGACAGAGGUAUCCUCACCCUGGAGGCCACCCUGGGGAUGAAGAGAUGCAGGCUGGGUCUCCUCCACGCUGCGAGGGGGACAGAGAGGAGUACACAUACCUGGACGAGACCUUCUCCAAACAGGUGAAGUCCCUGGCUGACUCCAUUGAUGACACCCUGACCUGUCAGUCUGGUGUGGAAGACAGUCAGCAGGAGGAGGAGGAAGAGGAGGAGGAAGGUGACGGAGACGAGACAGGGGUGGAGGUGGACGACUUCGGAGAGCUCUCGUCCUCUCCCCUGUCCUUGGACCGGGCCCCCAGCAGCCCAGAUACAGAGUACUGGAGCCCUGGAGUGUGUGGCGGCAGGGUGGGGGGGUUUGAAGACAGCCGGGACACAGAGGGAGGGGGCAACAGUAACAGCCGACGCAGCACCCCCUGUACAGAGUGUAGAGACUACAGCCUGAGAGAAGCUCACCUACCCCUGUUGACCCUCGAACCCCAGAGCGACAGCUCUGUUGAUAUGAGUGACGGCUCGGGCUCUAUUGGCCGACGGGUCUACGAGACAGAACCAGGGGGAGGAGUUGGUGGAGGGGGGUCACCUCAGGGCACUAUUAAACAUAACCCCCACCCAAAGCCUCACCCCAACACCAACGGGCGUGCUGUCCCCAUACCUCCCCAGGCCCAAGGCCAGACUCGUACUGUGCUUCCUCACCACCCCCACCCCUCGGCCAUCCCCUCCCACCUGCCCUACCACACCAUCCUACACCACCACCAUCAGCUCCCAUAUUACCCUAUACACCCCCACCACCCACACCCCAAUACCCCCUCCUCCUCCUCUCAGUCCCUCCAGGGACCACCCCUCACCCCCCUAUUUUCCUCCUCAUCAGCCACACUGCCCCUUGGUGGCCAGGAGCAGGUCUGCUGUUCUGACGGAGACAACGACUCUCUCAGCUCCACCACCAACUCUAACGACACCAUCAACUGCUCCUCCGGGUCCUCAUCGCGCGACAGCCUCCGGGAGCCGCUCCCACCGCUCGGGAAACAGACCUAUCAGAGAGAGAGCAGACACAGCUGGGAUAACCCCGCCUCUAACAACGACGUGGUGCAGAGACGACAGUACCGCAUCGGACUCAACCUGUUCAACAAGAAGCCAGAGAAGGGUAUACAGUACCUGAUAGAGAGAGGCUUCGUAUCGGACACACCGGUAGGCAUCGCCCGCUUCAUCCUGGAGAGGAAAGGACUGAGCAGACAGAUGAUAGGAGAGUUCCUGGGCUGCAGACAGAAACAGUUCAACAAGGAUGUACUGGAUUGUGUGGUAGAUGAGUUGGACUUCUCAGGGAUGGAUCUAGAUGAUGCCCUCAGGAAGUUUCAGGCCCAGAUUAAAGUCCAGGGAGAGGCCCAGAAGGUGGAGAGACUGAUCGAGGCUUUCAGUCAGCGGUACUGUGUGAGUAACCCGGUGCUGAUCCGACAGUUCCGGAACCCCGACACCAUCUUCAUCCUGGCCUUCGCCAUCAUCCUCCUCAACACUGACAUGUACUCUCCCAACGUCAAACCAGAGAGGAAGAUGAAGUUGGAGGACUUCAUCAAAAACCUCAGAGGAGUGGAUAAUGGCCAGGACAUUCCCAGAGACCUGUUAAUAGGAAUCUACCAUCGGAUAGAGAAAUGGGAGCUACGCACCAACGAUGACCACGUGUCUCAAGUACAGGCUGUGGAGAGGGUUUUGGUUGGCAAGAAGCCUGUGCUCUCGCUGUCCCACCGCAGAUUGGUGUGUUGCUGUCAGCUGUACGAGGUGCCUGACCCUAACAGAAACCAGAGGACUGGAGUCCACCAGAGAGAAGUCUUCCUCUUCAACGACCUGCUCGUGGUAACCAAGAUCUUCCAGAAGAAGAAGACCUCUGUGACAUACAGUUUCAGACAGUCCUUCCCCCUGGUCGAGAUGCACGUUCACAUUUUCCAGAAACAAUACUAUCCCCACGGUAUCCGUCUGACGUCAGCCAACCCUGGCGGAGAGAGGAAGGUUCUGAUCGUGUUUAAUGCUCCGAGCCAGCAGGACAGAACGCGUUUCACCUCCGACCUGAGAGAGAGCAUCGCUGAGGUGCAGGAGAUGGAGAAAUACAGGGUGGAGUCGGAGUUGGAGAAGCAGAGAGGAGUGAUGAGGCCUGUUGUGGCCGGGUCUGACGGUGGUGGUCCCAGCGGUGGCGUGAAGGCGGUGAACGGCACUCUGGGUAGGCCCAGUCUGGACGACAGCUAUGCCUCUGCAGAUGGACUCAAACGUACUGCGCUCAACUCAUCACUGAGAGACCUAGCAGACACAGGAAAGCGGGGCCGACGGAACAGUGUUGGCUCCCUGGACAGCACUAUGGAAGGCUCCAUCAUUAACAGUCCCAGGACUCAUCAGCGCCCCCACAUGGCUGGGGGUGUAAUGCCACCCGGCUGCUAUGACAUCCAAGACUACCGGCCUCACCACCCCAUCCUGAGCCCCGGGACGGGAGUGGGGGGUGGGCCGGGGCUAAAUCACAAUACCGCUACUGGGACGACGGCACUGGGUCCCAGCAGUGGAGACCGAGGGGGGACGGGAGCCCUGGGGAGCGGGUCUGGAGGGGGAGGGGGCAGUGGAGGCUCCUUCCUUGGUUCCCUGUUCGGGAGCAAGCGCUCCAACACCAAGCCCCCUGGUCCUCUCCCCUCUCUCCCCCCUCUCCUCCCACCUGGGCUGCCACACUACCCUGCACCUGUCCCCCGCCCACCACCGGCGGCCCGCCCCCACACUCCCCCUCCGCCCUCAGCAACUCCGACCCAGGAGGGCCCUCCAAGAUCCAGGCCCUGCACGCCCAGUACUGCCACAACAGUACCGCAGUGCAGCAGCCUCCUCCAUCCUACUACCAUCAUCACCACCGCUACCACACCCAGACAGGGGCCGCUCCCAGCCAGCCCUCCUCCACCGCCCAGGGGGCCCCUGGGCCUCAUACCAUCCACAGGGGCCCCCUGGUUGGGGUCCCCAAGCGGCCGGGCCCCAGUCCUGCUCCCUCCCAGCUGCAGCAGCAUGGUGUACAGGGUCAGGGGGGGUUCUAUACCAACAUGGGGGUUUCUAUGGGGGUAG